GAACCAUCGAUCCAAUUCAGGUGCCUUGGGCAAUGAAGUUGACGACAUUGUCAAUGGCCUCCAGCGCGUCCCUGCUAGCGGCGGUGCUCGGUCUGGUCCUCGCGUCGGCGCCGGUGGCGUGGUCAUGGAGCACGGAGGGGCACAUGCUCACAUGCCAGAUCGCACAGGGUCUGUUGGAGCCUGCUGCUGCACACGCCGUGAAGAACCUCCUCCCGGAGGAGGCGGGCGGCGACCUGUCGGCGCUCUGCGUGUGGCCGGACCAAGUCAGGCACUGGUACAAGUACCAGUGGACCAGCCCGCUGCACUUCAUCGACACCCCUGACAAGGCCUGCAGCUUCGCCUACUCGAGGGAUUGCCAUGACCCCAGUGGUGCCAAGGACAUGUGCGUCGCCGGCGCCAUCUCCAACUUCACCUCGCAGCUCAUGCAUUACAAGCACGGCAGUGCUGACCGCAAGUAUAACCUGACCGAAGCACUGUUAUUCUUGUCACAUUUCAUGGGAGAUGUUCAUCAGCCCAUGCAUGUGGGGUUCACAAGCGACCAAGGGGGCAAUGCAGUGAACCUACGCUGGUUCAAGCACAAGUCCAACCUCCAUCAUGUAUGGGACAGGGAGAUAAUACUCACAACACUCGCCGAAAACUACGGCAAGGACAUGGGCGCAUUCCGAAAGGACCUCGAGCACAACAUCACCAAAGGUACAUGGUCCGACGACGCAUCUUCGUGGAGAGAUUGCACAGACCUCUCGUCCUGCCCAACCAAGUAUGCCACUGAGAGCAUAGACUUGGCUUGCAAAUGGGGGUACAAUAGCGUCCACGACGGGGAUACACUGUCUGAUGAUUACUUCAGUUCGAGACUACCAAUCGUGACGCGGCGGAUCGCGCAGGGGGGAGUGAGGCUGGCCAUGUUCCUGAACCGGGUCUUCGGGGAGCACAAGCGCAACGUCGCUGCGCCGCUGCACUUGGCCGCUGAUGAUGAGCUCUAGCCACCGAUUUACGCACCUGACGUCGAUGCUGUAUACUCCUGUCACAGCCGUUGCAUUCAUGCUAUGUGCGACCUGACUUGGCAUCGAUGGUGCCUAUUACUAGUACUAAUUAAUUGUACGGGAGUGGUCAAAUGCUUCCUGAAUAAGUGAAUGUGAAUAAUUUACGCGUCCUCGUGUAGACAUUUGAUGUAGCAAAAUUUUAGGGAAUUUAUAAAGAGCAACGUAUAUUGAAAGUA
Lolium perenne is the source of this 1216-nucleotide messenger RNA. Its product is annotated as endonuclease 1. Gene Ontology annotation, biological process: DNA catabolic process. The record is from RefSeq and is a predicted model, not a curated record. Lineage: Eukaryota; Viridiplantae; Streptophyta; Magnoliopsida; Poales; Poaceae. Gene Ontology annotation, molecular function: endonuclease activity; nucleic acid binding.